Messenger RNA from Myxocyprinus asiaticus (Chinese sucker), 3958 nucleotides. RefSeq names its product P2X purinoceptor 3-like. Gene Ontology annotation, molecular function: purinergic nucleotide receptor activity; ATP binding; extracellularly ATP-gated monoatomic cation channel activity. Bases 155 to 1390 code for a protein of 411 amino acids. Gene Ontology annotation, biological process: monoatomic cation transmembrane transport; response to ATP. The transcript is spliced from 12 exons. The record is from RefSeq and is a predicted model, not a curated record. Lineage: Eukaryota; Metazoa; Chordata; Actinopteri; Cypriniformes; Catostomidae. Gene Ontology annotation, cellular component: nuclear inner membrane; plasma membrane.
UAUUGAAGAGAUUUUUAAAACAUUUUCAACAUAUGUGUGUUUUAGAUAUCUAAAAACACAGGAUAAAGCAUUUGGACUGCUUUAACACUAUAUUCUCCUAUACACAUUCUUACAAAAAUACAUUUAUACGCUCCUAGGGUGUGAGUUUUUGUGAAUGCAGAAGUGUGCUGGAAAGAUGUGGGGCUGUAUAACAGAUUUUUUUACCUAUGAGACAACCAAGUCCGUGGUGGUUAAGAGCUGGACCAUCGGCAUCAUCAACCGUGUUGUCCAACUCCUCAUCAUCACAUACUUCAUUGGUUGGGUGUUUUUGACCGAGAAAGCAUAUCAAGUGAGAGACACAGCCAUUGAAUCAUCAGUGAUGACUAAAGUCAAAGGUUUUGGAGAGUAUAACAACCGGAUAAUGGAUGUAGCCGAUUAUGUCACACCUACUCAAGGGGCGUCAGUGUUCUGCAUCAUCACUAAGCUCAUCACAACAGAGAACCAAGUACAGGGAAACUGUCCCGAGAGUGAGAUGAAAUUCAAAUGUGAUGAUGACAAUGCAUGUAAGAAGCAUUUGUCAAAACCUUCUAGCAAUGGAUUGCCGACAGGCCGAUGUGUGAACUUCAACAUAACACACAAAACCUGUGAGAUCAGAGGAUGGUGUCCAGCAGAGAUUGAUGACGUUCAACCAAACCCCAUGAUGGAGGUGGAGAACUUCACCAUCUUCAUUAAAAACAGCAUUCGCUUUCCCCGUUUUAACUUCACAAAGGGAAACUUCUUGCCCAACAUCAACAGUAGUUACAUAAAGAAAUGUAACUUUGACUUUGAGAGUAACAUGUAUUGUCCCAUAUUUAAAGUGGGGGACGUGAUCCGGUUUGCACAGCAAGACUUCACCACUCUUGCUAAAAAAGGGGGAGUGAUAGGGAUAAAAAUAGCAUGGGUGUGUGAUUUAGAUAAAGCAGACGAUGAGUGUAAGCCUGCCUACUCCUUCACUCGUCUGGACGCCAUGUCAGAGAAAACCUCUGUGUCUCCAGGAUACAACUUCAGGUAUGCAAAAUAUUUUAAAAUGGAGAACGGAACGGAGUAUCGCACACUGCUGAAAGCCUAUGCCAUCAGAUUCGAUGUGCUGGUAAAUGGAGAUGCAGGAAAAUUUGAUAUGAUCCCAACUUUAAUCAACAUGGUUGCUGCCUUCACCUCUGUGGGUGUGGGAACCGUCCUUUGUGACAUCAUUCUGCUGAACUUCUUGAAAGGAGCUGACCAGUACAAAGCUAAGAAAUUUGAAGAGGUAUCAGAUUCACAUAUUCAGAGCAGUAAUUCAUUAUACAGGACCAGAGAACAGAGCCAGGAGUCAGACAAACCUGAAGAGAAGUUCUCGAAUGACUCUGGAGCGUAUUCCCUUGGACGAUAUUAAUAGUGGCUGAUCGAAGCACUUGGGGGAGGAUUCCAAAAUCAUUCUGCUUUACUCAUUGCAUUUCGUAAUCUUUCUCAUUAUUCACAAAACAUAGAACCUUCCACCUAGAAGUCUAUGCAAACUAUUUAGAUAUUUUUUUAUAUCUACUUCCAUAGGUUACUGCUUACAGCAACCAAAUUUACUAUAACUAUAAAUAAUAUUUUAAUAAUAACCAUGGCCCCAACAUUUUUGUUAGGAAUGUUCACUAAAAAACUCCCUCAAACACCCAUGUAAAUCACAAAACUGUCAGAACCUGUGCAAUAUAUAUCAUGUGCUUGACUGACAAAUCAAAUACAGUAUAUUACUUAUUUUGUAAAUAAUAGCAUUAGGUAAAUAAUCGGUAACACUUUUCUUUAACUGUCCACAAUAAUGCAGUAAUUAAGGAUGAAUAAGACAUUAAUUAAUAAUUAGUAGAAUGUAGAGUAAGGCUAACUUAGCCAUAUUAUACAACUUAUUGAAUGUCUUAUUUUUGUGUAGAAAGUAAUGUAAUUAAUGUACAUCAAUUUCAAGUUUACUAAACAGUAUUAACCCUGUAAAGCCUGACUUAUGAUAAAUUGUCAGAAAAUUCAAUUUUUUUUAACAUUUAUCUGUUUUUAUUACCAUUAGAAAAAGAAAUCUUAAAAAGCUAAAUGUACAUGUUUUUUUUUUUAUGUAUCAUAUUUGAUACGUUAGGUGUUAAAGGUCAAUAUCCUCCUGAGGUCCAGCAAUUCAUUUUUGUGUUGGACAUUUGAUAUUUAAGUUUUUCUUAGCCCAUACAUGCUACAGUGGAAAACCUUUAUCAGAGGACUCCCUGGGCUUUUCAGAAAUACCAAAUGUUUGAGAGUUUGGCCAUGACAAAUUCCUCUCCUUGGUCUGUAAAUAUGGAUUGAAAUGUAAAAAAUUUUAUCAUAUGUAUUUUAUGCACCAAACACUAUAUUGACAUUUAAACUUUUUUUGCUGGGUCUCAGGAACUUUUGGUGAGAUGACAUCAUAUUAGCUUGUAAUGUAAAAUAAUGAGAUCUUUAAAAUGACAGAGCAGGCUGUAUAUAUGAAAACUCACAGAAUUUUUAGUUCACACUUUAAAUAUAUCUUAUAAAAAGUAUGUCAGAAUUUUCAAACCUCUGUGAUUUUUGUUUUUGUGGUGGGCAUGAAUGUAAUGUAAUGGUGAUUGAAAGAUAUACCUCAAAAGCCUGUUGUAUUAUAUUUGAUACAUGGAUUUCAACAUGCAUUUUCAAUAAAAUAAUGUACAAAAUUUGAACCAAGCACAAGUUGCUUAUAUUCAGCAAAUACGAAUUUUACAAUAUCAGUAGCAAUAUAAUCAUUACUGUUAAUUUACUUUAUUAAAAUCAGCAAAGAUUACACAUAAAUAAUAAUAAAUUAAAAAAUACAGGGCAUGCAAUACAAAAGCGGACAUAUUUGGAAAAUUUAAAAAAAUAUUUCUCCAUCAUGAAAUGCCCGGAAACAUCCACCAGGUGGCAGCAGACAUCUAGUACAUUGCAGACAACAGGAUUUCCGGCAAACUUUUGAUUAUGUUAAUGAUGCACAGGCUUUAGAAAAUAGCUUAUCAAAUUUGAUACAGGUGGCGUUAUAGGGUUAAGUCAGUAAUUAAGGCUAAUUAUUGGCUUUUCAAAUCUGUUUCUAAUAAAUUACUAAAAUUGUCCUUUUUUUCUUUUUUUCCCACAUAUUUUAAUUACAAUCAAAUUGAACUUUUUUUGUUUUGUUUACAACAAAUACUGUAAAUACCUAAUAAAUGUGUAAUAAAUGUACCUAAUAAAUUAGUUAGUUAGUAGUAGUUUAUUAACAUAGUUCAUUAGUAACAAUUAAGUAAAACCAGUACUAAUAAUUACUGUCUUAAUAUAGUUCAAUAAACUUAAAAUACCACAAAAUAAGUGCAAAGAAAUCCAAUAACUUGAGUAUGUACAAAUUUUAAUAAAGAACAGGGUGUCAAGUUGUCUUUAAUACAAAAUUAUAGCAAUUUAUUAGUAAAAACAAUACUAAUUAGUUAUAAUUACUGUCUCAAUAUAUUUAAAUAUAAUGCAAAAACAAACCAAGAAGUUGAAUAGGUAAAAUGUUCACUUUAGAACAGGAGGUGAUAGCCAGUUGAGAUAGCUUUACCCUACAUUCAGUUCAUUGUUAAUUGAUGUCUCAUUCAUGCUUAACGAGUGCAUUAUUGUGGACCCUUAAAAUAAAGUGUUACCAAAUAAUCAAAUUCUGCUGUGUUGGGUCUUAAUAUUUGCAUGAUCUUGCUCAUAGUCUUUACAAAACCAAUAACAUUAGUGUUAAGGAAUGUUUACUCAUUUUGAAUUGUUUUGUACACACAAAUGCAACUAUAUGUGUUUUUAAUUUGUGAAUAUAAACUUAUUGUGAAAAAGUAAUGGAAACUUUCACAAUCUACAUAAAAUGUAAGUCUCAAUCCCACUUUUAGCCAAGUGUGAGUGAAAACUUAAUUGCAUUGAUCAAAUGUAGACAACAGUGACAAACAAUAUUGUAUAUAUUCAGUUGUCAUUAAGAAAUAGAUAGUUUCGAUUUUUGCUUGUAAUUUUUGCUAUG